CACUGUUAGUUCCGUUGACGUUGACACAUGUCCUGUGACGUGACGUUGGCAUGACGUGAUCCAAAAUUCCAGAAAAACGAUUUCACAACAAAAAUAUUGCCCGUUAUUAGUCAUUCAUGAUGUGAAAAACGUUAGAAAACGCAAAGUUCAAAAAUGCCAAUACAGGCCCCACAAUGGACGGAGUUUCUCUCCUGUCCCGUUUGUUGUAACGCGUUCGAUGACAAACUGCGUAGCCCCAUCAGUUUGGGGUGCGGGCACACCGUGUGCAGGGGCUGCCUGUCCAAUUUGCACCGGAAACAGUGUCCUUUCGAUCAAACGCUCAUCACUAUCGAUAUUGAAAACUUACCAGUGAACACUGCCUUACUGCAACUGGUGGGGCUCAAUGCCAAACCGGACAGUAUCGCAGACACUAACGUAAUACCCAGGGAAGCCCUUCCUGAUUAUAUUAAAUGUAAAACUCAUGUAGAAGAACUGGCACUUUAUUUGAAACCACAUCAGAGUGGCAGCGGGAGCAUUUUAUCCAGACCUAUGCAAAGGAAAUUAGUCACUUUAAUCAAUUGUCAGUUGGUGGAGGAUGAGGGAAGAACUAGGGCAAUGAGGGCCGCUCGCUCUUUAGGCGAACGCACUGUAACCGAAUUGAUUUUGCAACAUCAGAACCCACAGCAGUUAUCGGCUAAUUUAUGGGCCGCUGUGAGGGCCAGAGGAUGUCAGUUUUUAGGACCUGCCAUGCAAGAAGAAGUACUAAAACUAGUACUAUUGGCUCUGGAGGACGGUUCGGCCCUCUCCAGAAAAGUGUUGGUCAUGUUCGUGGUCCAGAGGCUAGAACCUCAUUUCCCCCAAGCCUCGAAAACUAGCAUAGGUCACGUUGUACAACUCCUUUAUAGGGCGUCUUGCUUCAAAGUCUCGAAACGAGAGGCCGACUCCUCGCUGAUGCAACUCAAAGAGGAAUUUCGCACUUACGACGCGUUACGCAGAGAACACGACGCGCAGAUCGUCCAAAUAGCGACGGAGGCCGGUCUUCGGAUCGCUCCCGACCAAUGGAGCGCCCUACUUUACGGAGAUACUGCGCACAAGUCCCAUAUGCAAUCGAUCAUCGAUAAAUUGCAGACUCCCCAGUCGUUUGCGCAGUCGGUGCAGGAGUUGGUGAUCGCGUUACAGCGCACAGGGGAUCCCGGCAAGUUGUCGGUCCUGCGGGAUCCCUUGGAAUUGUUGGCGGGGAUCGAUCCCAGUCCCGAGUCCAGCCCGCCCACUUGGAGGGAGUGCACGGAGUGUUUGGAGGCUGUGAAGCAAGUGGUCACAGGUUUGGUCGAGUUCAUUCAGCAGCACGGCAGCAGACGGGUGCAAGACAACUCGCACUCGCAACACGCCAAAUACAAAAUAAGCAUGUGCAGGGAUUUGACUUUGAGGGGCAGCUGCCCCCGCGGCACCAACUGCACCUUCGCCCACUCGAACGAGGAACUGGAAAAGUACCGAGCGAAAAAUCGGAAAAACUGCAACAGAAACAAUAAGCAGGAUCAGCACCGCAUCGAGUCCCCCGUGAUUAUCGAUAAAAUCGUGCCUGCCGCACCUCUACCUUCCGAAGAGUUCGUCCCGAUUCCCGUUAACAUCCCCUUCAAUCCCCCGUAUAAUCCUUCGUACGUACAAAAUCAGCAACAAUUCCCCACGCCACCUCCGGUAUUCCCUGGUUUCGCCUCUCAAGAAGUGAUGACUUCCAACGUUGUCUUAGCCAACGGGGCUCAGGUUUAUCCCGCCAUGCCCCCCCAACCGGAAUUUGGGCCUCUUCAGCAAGAAUCCGUAAGGAGAACCGGGUGGGAUCACAUGGUGAGUUGUCAGUGGCCCGCCAGCUCGCCCGAUUUAAGCACCGUUCGCUUUCAGAUCAUCAAACACCAAAACGUUUCGCCUCAGAAGCCUUCGAGGACUCAAACGAAAUCGUUGGCCGAGUUGCAUCAACUGAAACGGGAGGUGCUCACCCAACUGGAAAAGGUGGUGGGCAAAAGUGCCGCCACCGAAAUCUCCAAUACCGCGUGCACUUUGGCUCGUCAAGAGUCCCUACACGACCCGGACAGUCCCUCGUCCCCGUACAAUUUUCUGUCCGGACAAAUCACCUCGGGGCCGACUUUCGUACGGUCCGAUUCCAUAUUGGCCGCAGACGACGAUUACGUGCCGUACGAUUGUCCGGCCAUCAGUAAAUACGGCCCGAUAUCCAGGAUGCAAAAGAGCAUCCAGGAUCCGCAUAAUAACGGGGUACCGUCCGGGUUCAGGGACAACGGAAACGGAUUGGGCAGGAGACCUUUGGGCUCCGGAAGUCCCGUGACUUCGUGGUUUAUUAACAACAACUACCAUCAUCAUCAUCAGGGUCCCUCGGGACAUGCCAUAGUGGUGCCGUCAGGGGCGGCCGGGAUCGGUGACGGCUACGUCACUUACGCAGCCUCUCAUCCGAUGAUGUACCACUCGCGACUGCAAGAUCCCUCUGCGAAUCCCACGAAAGAUUUACUGGCAGAGUCGCAGAGGGUCCAGAUUCAGCUCCGGAAUCUGGAGAAGCAAUUGAAUAACUUGAAGUUGGCCUCGCAGGGGGUCACGUCCCUCAGCGAGAGCGAGAGGCUCACCAAGGAACUGCAGCUGAUCGAGCAAGGGAUCCAGGAGAAGCAGAAGGAGGCUUGUUUGAACAAAAUCGUCCACUCUUUAACGCAGGCGAACAGGAACGGGCAUUAUCAGCCGAAACCUGUAGAUGACGCUAGUUACGAGCAGGAUAUUGCUAACGAUAUUCGUGAGUUGGAGCGCAGGCUGCAGGAGGAGCUGGAGGAGUGGAGCGGCGAGGAUUCUCCCAAGUAAACCCCUUCCUCGGAGGGAGGAAGGUGGAGGAUAAAACUAUAUUUUUUGACCACUACUUAGAACCAGAAAACUCCUAUUUUUUACCAAAAAAAACUCAAGAAAAAAGAAAAAAAAACUACCAAAACAAUGUGAUGAAUAAUUUUUUCGUUUUUCUCUUUGAAUAAUUUUUUAGUUGAAUUUCGUUGACGUGAACGAAACCCGACGGUGAGAUCGGGUUACGAUAUUUUUUUAAAAAUGAAACUAGGUCGGUCGGCACGGUACUUUAUUCAUAAUAAGGGCGCCGGCCGCGCUGAUGCAGGGAUGAAGUUCAUAAUUUUCGUGAAUUCGGCAAUACGCGUUAUUCCAGUUUUAUGGGAACACAUAUUCUUUCUGGGGGGUAAUCCAGAGGGGGGACAAAGGCGAGGUUUUCAAUUUGUCAGCAGUGUAUUUAAUUUUAAUUUGCAAUACACUGCUCGCACAAAAUAACGUCAAGAUCUUUUAGGACAGCUGUAUAUUUUUUGCAAUUUACCAUAACACUAUGGAAAUUUUUUAAAAAUAGUGAGUCCUUGUUAGAUACUAUACAUUUCUCUUAAACACAUUUACCUGUGAGCAGUGUACUAAAUUUCUUAUUCUCUAUUUUGGGGAAUUUUUUUUUUUUUGCACAGGUAGUGUAUUUUUUUCGCCACAUUUAUUUAUUUCUUCGUUUUGUAAAUACACAUUUCUUUAAUCUUAAUUAAAUAGUUCAGGUGUGAAUUUUUAAACUUGCGAAUAAUGUUUUAUUCACGUCAGCAGUGUAGGGUCUACCAGUCUAGAAGUCUACCAGUGUAGGGCAGUGUAUAUAUGUCUGUAAGCAGUGUAGGAAAUUUUGUAUACCGCAGUGUAUUUUUUCGCCACGUCAUUUAUUAUAUUAUCUCCUUGUUUAAUUUGUCCUAACCGUUGAAGGAAAUACGAGUUAUGGUCUAUAGGUCAUUAUUUUCAUAUUUCAUGGUGUGAGCAGUGUAGAAAAAAAAUCAUACACUUCAAAAAAAUCAGAUAAUUUUUGAGCCCAAGAAUAAUGAUGUUUUCAUUACAUCAGCGUUUACCUUUUUUAGUGUACUGUAUAUAUUUUUUUGCACGUCAUUUAAUAUAUUUUUUUUUAAUCUGCACUAAUAGACUGAUGGUCUACGUGUAAUUUUUUAAAGCAGUGUAUACAAAAAUACAGACUGCUCACACGAAAACAGGUAGUUUUUGAGCCUGAGUGAAAUAAUGUUUUCGUUACGUCAGCAUCUACCUUUUUCGGGGUAGUGUAUCAUUUACCACUUCAUUUAAUAAUUCUUUUAAUUUGUCACUAUAUUUCAUAGUGUGAGCGGUGUACAAAAAAAAUUAUACACUGCUCACAGAAAAUCAGAUUGAAUCUUUGAUUAUUUAUUUUUUAAUUUGACUUAAGGUGUAUAUUAUUUAUUCUGCCCUAACACUUCAACGAAGUAAGACUGACGGCCUUUACGUGAUGAUUUUUGUUACUAGUGUACAUUUCAUUAUUUUAAAUUAUUAAAUAUUUCAAGAGGUGAGUAGUGUACAAAAAAAAAUAUUACACUGCUCACCUGAAAUCGGACAUUUUUUGAACUCGAAAAUAAUUUUCUCUUCACGUCAAGUCAUAUACCUUCUUUAGGACAGUGUAUAUAUCUUUUGCCAUCUUAUUCAUUAUUUAUUGCUUUCUUUUCACUUCAAGAAAAUAAGAACUAUGGACGGUAAUGCAUUAAACAGUUAACGUUUGAGCAGUGUACAGACAUUUGCAUACACUGCUCACACAAAAUCAGAUCGAAUCUUUGAUUAUUUAUAUUUUAAUUUACCAUAACACUGGAAAUUUUAAAAAAAUGGCUAGUAAGUCCUUGUUAGAUACUAUACAUUUCUCUUAAACACAUUUACCUGUGAGCAGUGUACUAAAUUUCGUAGUCUCUGUUUUGGGGAAUUCUUUUUUUUGCACAGGCAGUGUAUUUCUUUCGACAAUUCAUUUAUUAUUUCUGCGUUUUGUAAAUACAUAUUUCGUUAAUCUAAAUUAAAUAGUUCAGGUGUGAAUUUUUGAACUCGCUAAUAAUGUUGCAUUCACGUCAGCAUCUACCAGUGUAGGGCAGUGUAUAUACCUUUUGCUGCGUCAUUAAUUUACCUUUACAUUAAGGAAAUUAGAGCUUUGGAUAGUACGUGUUUUUGUUUGUUGAACAGUAGUAACGUUUGUCUGUAAGCAGUGUAGGAAAUUUUGUAUACGGCAGUGUAUUUUUUCGCCACGUCAUUUAUUAUAUUAUCUCCUUGUUUAAUUUGUCCUAACCGUUAAAGGAAAUACGAGUUAUGGUCUAUAGGUCAUUAUUUUUAUAUUUCAUGGUGUGAGCAGUGUACAAAAAAAAAUUAUAUACUUCUCACAAAAAAUCAGAUAAUUUUUGAGCACAGGAAUAAUGAUGUUUUCAUUACAUCAGCGUCUACCUUCUUUAGUGUACUGUAUAUAUUUUUUUGCACGUCAUUUAAUAUUUAUUUUUUUAAUCUGCACUAAUAGACUGAUGGUCUACGUGUCAUUUUUUAAACAUUUCAAAGUAUGAGCAGUGUAUAAAAAAUUACAGACUGCUCACACGAAAAAGGUAGUUUUUGAGCCUGACAAUAAUGUUUUCGUUACGUCAGCAUCUAUCUUUUUCAGGGCAGUGUAUCUUUUACCUCUUCAUUUAAUAAUUCUUUUAAUUUGUCACUAUAUUUCCUAGUGUGAGCGGUGUACAAAAAAAUUAUACACUGCUCACACAAAAUCAGAUUGAAUCUUUGAUUAUUUAUUUUUUAAUUUGACUUAAGGUGUAUAUUAUUUAUUCUGCCCUAACACUUCAACGAAGUAUGACUGACGGCCUUUACGUGAUGAUUUUUUUUACUACUGUACAUUUCAUUAUUUUAAAUUAAAUAUUUCAAGAUGUGAGUAGUGUACAAAAAAUACACUGCUCACCUGAAAUUUUUUGAACUCGAAAAUAAUUUUCUCUUCACGUCAGUCAUCUACCUUCUUUAGGACAGUGUAUCUUUUGCCACUUUAUUCAUUAUUUAUUCCUUUCUUUUCACUUCAAGAAAAUAAGAACUAUGGACGGCAAAUGCAUUAAACAGUUAACGUAUGAGCAGUGUACAGACAUUUGCAUACACUGCUCACACAAAAUCUGAUCGAAUAUUUCAUUAUUUAUUUUUAAAUGCUUGUAUUUUAUUUAUUUAUUUUUUAAUUUACCAUACCACUGGAAAUUAAAAAAAAAAUGACUAGUGAGUCCUUGUUAGAUACUAUACAUUUCUCUUAAACACAUUUACCUGUGAGCAGUGUACUAAAUUUCGUAUUCCCUGUUUUGGGGAAUUCUUUUUUUUUUGCACAGGCAGUGUAUUUUUUUCGCCACGUCAUUUAUUAUAUUAUCUCCUUGUUUAAUUUGUCCUAACCGUUAAAGGAAAUACGAGUUAUGGUCUAUAGGUCAUUAUUUUUAUAUUUCAUGGUGUGAGCAGUGUACAAAAAAAAUUAUAUACUUCUCACAAAAAAUCAGAUAAUUUUUGAGCACAGGAAUAAUGAUGUUUUCAUUACAUCAGCGUCUACCCUCUUUAGUCUACUGUAUAUAUUUUGUUGCACGUCAUUUAAUAUUUAUUUUUUUUUAAUCUGCACUAAUAGACUGAUGAUCUACGUGUAAUUUUUUAAAUAUUUCAAAUUAUGAGCAGUGUAUAAAAAAUUACAGACUGCUCACACGAAAACAGGUAGUUUUUGAGCCUGACUGAAAUAAUGUUUUCGUUACGUCAGCAUCUACCUUUUUCAGGGUAGUGUAUCUUUUACCACUUCAUUUAAUAAUUCUUUUAAUUUGUCGGCCUUUACGUGAUGAUUUUUGGUACUAGUGUACAUUUCAUUAUUUUAAAUUAUUAAAUAUUUCAAGAUGUGAGUAGUGUACAAAAAAUACACUGCUCACCUGAAAUUUUUUGAACUCGAAAAUAAUUUUCUCUUCACGUCAGUCAUCUACCUUCUUUAGGACAGUGUAUAUAUCUUUUGCCAUCUUAUUCAUUAUUUCUUCCUUUCUUUUCACUUAACUUCUUUCACUUUCACGGCAAAUGCAUUAAACAGUUAACGUAUGAGCAGUGUACAGACAUUUGCAUACACUGCUCACACAAAACAUUUAAUUUUUUUUUAAUUAAAAAUAAAAACCGCCCUCGCCCCCCUUAAACGAACCGACCCCCCUUAAACGGUUUUUCUUCAAAAAAAAAAAAACAAAAUCGAAAAUGUCGUCAUCUCUCUUAAAAGUAAUCAUGCUGUGUGUGAUCGGUAUAUAAUGUUAUAUAACGCUAUAUAUACAGGGUGGUCCCGUGCGAAAACCAUCCGACGAUUUUAUGGGGAGGCCACCCUGUAUAUUAUUUAUAAUAUUAUUAAUAAUAAUAAUAAUAACUAUGUUUUGUUUAUUUUUUCCUUUGCGGCAUUUGUUUUCAAAAUGUCGCCACGCUAGAACGAUUAAUUAGGAAAAGUGGUCUAUAUACAAUUAUAUAUUAUACAUAUAUAUAUUUAUUUAUAUAUUUA
This is a messenger RNA of Anthonomus grandis grandis, 7342 nucleotides long. It is a transcript of the gene roq, whose product is annotated as roquin-1. The transcript has 7 exons. The record is from RefSeq and is a predicted model, not a curated record. Gene Ontology annotation, molecular function: metal ion binding. The coding region runs from base 154 to 2832 and encodes 892 amino acids. Lineage: Eukaryota; Metazoa; Arthropoda; Insecta; Coleoptera; Curculionidae.